Molecule: messenger RNA, 2379 nt
Organism: Pogoniulus pusillus (Red-fronted tinkerbird)
Lineage: Eukaryota; Metazoa; Chordata; Aves; Piciformes; Lybiidae
Gene: MBOAT2
Product: membrane bound O-acyltransferase domain containing 2
Exons: 13
Coding region: 120-1676 (518 amino acids)
Biological process (GO): lipid modification
Cellular component (GO): membrane
Molecular function (GO): acyltransferase activity
Source: RefSeq, a predicted model, not a curated record
GAGGCUUUUCGCGCCGCCGCCGUUGUUGCCGCCGCCGCGGGAGCCCGGGAGGGGAGCGGUUCCCCGGCCUCGUCGCCCGCUCUCCUGCUGCGGUAUUAGGAAGAGGAAGCGCCCUCAUAAUGGCCACCAGCACGACGGGCUCUACGCUGCUGCAGCCCCUCAGCAACGCCGUGCGGUUGCCUGUCGACCAGGUCAACUUUGUGGUGUGCCAACUGUUUGCCUUGCUGGCAGCCGUCUGGUUCCGGACGUACCUGCACGCCAGCAAGACCAGCCCCUUCAUCAGGCACGUCGUGGCAACCUUCCUGGGCCUUUACCUUGCACUUUUCUGUUUUGGAUGGUAUGCCUUACAUUUUGUUAUACAAAGUGGAAUUUCCUACUAUAUCAUGAUCAUAAUAGGAGUGGAAAAUAUGCACAAGUACUGCUUUGUCUUUGCUCUGGGAUACCUCACCGUGUGCCAAAUCACCAGAGUCUAUAUCUUUGACUAUGGGCAGUAUUCUGCUGACUUUUCAGGCCCAAUGAUGAUCAUUACCCAGAAGAUCACCAGUCUGGCAUUUGAGAUUCAUGAUGGGAUGUGUCGGAGAAAUGAAGAUUUGACUCCCUCCCAGAGGUGCUUGGCUGUAAGACGCAUGCCAAGUCUACUGGAGUAUUUAAGUUACAACUGUAAUUUCAUGGGUAUCCUGGCAGGCCCGUUAUGCUCUUACAAAGACUAUAUUACUUUCAUUGAAGGCAGAUCAUACCAACCGCCACAGCCGGCAGCCAACGGGAAGGAAGACUCAAAGUGCGAGCAAACGGAGCCCUCCCCCAACAUGGCCGUGGCACAGAAGCUCUUAAUCUGUGGACUCUCUUUGCUCUUCCACAUGACCAUUACCCAAACUUUGCCUGUGGAGUACAACAUUGAUGAGCACUUCAGAGCUACAGCUUCCUGGCCUGUAAGGUGUUUCUACCUGUACUUGUCUCUCAUGGCUGCCAGACCCAAGUAUUACUUUGCAUGGACUUUAGCAGAUGCAAUAAAUAAUGCAGCAGGGUUUGGCUUCAGAGGCUACGACAAAACUGGAGCUACACGUUGGGACCUCAUCUCAAACCUGAGGAUCCAGCAGAUAGAGUUUUCCACAAGUUUCAAGAUGUUCCUUGAUAACUGGAAUAUCCAAACAGCUCUUUGGCUGAAAAGAGUGUGCUACGAGCGAGCCACCUUCAGCCCCACGAUCCAGACCUUCAUCCUCUCUGCCAUCUGGCACGGGGUCUACCCUGGAUACUAUUUAACCUUUCUAACAGGAGUGCUGAUGACACUGGCAGCACGAGCUCUCAGAAACAACAUCAGGCACUACUUUGUGGAGUCUGCUGCUGUCAAAGCAUGUUAUGACGUCGUCACGUGGGUGACAACUCAAGUAGCAAUCAGUUACACAGUGGUGCCAUUUGUGCUGCUCUCUGUGAAGCCCUCUCUCACCUUCUACAGCUCCUGCUAUUUCUGCCUUCACAUCGGCAGCAUCCUGGUCUUGUUGGUUUUCCCAUUGAAAAGAACUCAAAAGAGCAGUAAAAAGCAUGAAAACCUCCAACCAGCCUGGCCCAGAAAACUUGAAGAAGAAAACCUUUUGCAAAAGAACAAUUAUUCCACAACAAAUCAUAGUUUCAGCCAGAGCCAAGAAAUCAGCUGCAGAUAUCAAGCCCUGAAGCAGUGAUGGGAGGAUUGCUCUGCCCAACCGAUUUUGUAUGUUUUCAGCAAAACCCAUUUCUAGCACCUUUUCAGGGGGUUUGUAUUCGUUUGCAAAGAUGUUUAGUAAGACAAGAAUGCAUUACCUAGGAAAUCACAUCCACUAGCAAGACUGGAAACAAAAACCAAUUAACCCCUCCCAUGCCAUUGUCCCCUGUGGGUCACGCCUUACCCGAAGACGUUACCAGGAUCUCGGUGGGCACUCAGGACUUGCGAUGGAUGUCCGUGGGGGUGUCCUCUGUGUGCCCUUUGCUGAAUGUACCUUGUGUAUCCCAAGGCACUGAUGGUGUGGAAUCAAAUGGUGUCCAUCUAGGAUGAACAAAUGGAAAGGGAUUUUUUUUCCCAAGGGAAUGACUUGCCUUAAACCCUCGACUUACUGAAAGAUUGUUUCCAAGUGAGGUGUUUUCAAGGCUGGUUUCGUCUGGCGAGCAUAAUGCAAACAUUUAAUGCUCUAAAGAAGGUUAAAAUAGGGAGAGUGAAGUCAUGAGGAGGCUUUGGAGUCUCCAAAAAGGGAAUUGCAAUAAAGCAUCUCAGUAUUUGGAGGGUUUGCUUAAAGUAUCUCAAACUAUUACAGAACUGUAAAUGUUCCUAAUGCCAAAUUACAGUUAGGGUUCUUCGAAGAGAUAAUUAGAACCCUUCUGAGUGGAUUAAAAACAAGACACCUGAAGGUU